UGGCAGGCGGAGGGACUGCUUUAGGCGAUGGGAAGAGAAACAUGGCGCUGCCCUUACUCAGAUGGAGCUGUAGAAGGCCUGCUGCGGGUCUGAACGCUUAUCUAAGAUUUAACAAACAAAACGAAAUACGAAAUCAAUCCGUUGUUAAAAACCAGGCCUCGUUAUCGUGUGUUGUGUCCGGGGUCCGGUACUGCAGCUCGGACAGAGAGGGACGCAGACAGACGCGGAAGGUUGUGGUGGUAGGCAUCCCAAAUCCGUUCAUCUGGUUCCGGACUAAAUUCUGCUUCUUCCUCAUUCGCGCUUAUUUCGACAAAGAUUUCAGCAUAGAGGAGUUUACUGACGGAGCCAAACAGGCAUUUUCACAUGUAUCCCGACUGCUGUCUCAGUGUCAGUUUAAAGAACUUGAAGGUCUAGUUGCUAACGAUGUACUUGGGAAACUGGAGGAGAAGUGUGCCGAUCUCCCACUGAGCUAUAAAAGAGCACUUUUGGCUGAUCCUGAUGACAUCAUGUACACAACGCCAGCAGAUGUGGGGUUUUGCUAUGAGAAUGAUGGGAGGAAGUUUGUCAGUAUCUUGAUGCGCUUCUGGUACUUAACCAGUGCCCGGCUGCCAGAGGACACAAUGGAGGGAGCGCGAAUCUUCCAGGUGGCCAUCGGGAAAAACGGGGAGAAGCCCGAGAGCAAGAGGCUGCUCACGGCCAAUUACGAAUUUCAGAGGGAGUUUACUCAAGGAGUGACACCAGACUGGACCAUCACUAGAAUAGAACACUCAAAGCUGCUUGAUUAAAACGUUGGGCUCUCUGUUUAAUGGCACCUGACUGAAACAACAUACCAUACUGUCAAUGAGCCACGUUUGUUGUCUGGAAAGUAAAACCUGACACAUGGACAAUAUUCACAUUCACUCUAAUUCAUUCUGUGAGAAUGAUCCUAUAGAAUUAAUAGGUAAAUUAACGAAUCUGUAAGAGUUCUCGUGUCAUUUCGGACCUGGGUUCAAUAUUCACCAGACUUUCAUUGUUGAGAGAGUUUUACGUUUCGUUUUAGGUCCUGUAAGUCUUUUGUGCUAUUAUGUCACUUGUUCAUGUUUGAUAAGGAAUCUGAAAUUUGGUCCAAUAUAACACUUAAACUAUUUGUCAGUAUAUUGCAGAUUGUAAUUUGAAACAGAAUUGCAUUUGCAUUUCUAAAAUGAAUUUGUAUCUUUUCUAUUGACAGAUGUAAUUAAAUAAAUGUAAAUCCAAAAAAGCAAGUUUAUCUGAUGAAUUUCAGAAUCUGGGAAAGGUGCAAUACACAACUAGGUUUGUGGACACCUGACCAUCCACAAACACCAUACGUAUGUGUUUCUUUCCAAAAAACAAAGGAGGCACCCCAAAAUUGUACAGAAUGUCUCUGUAUGCUGUAGCUUUACAGUUUUUCUUCACUGAAACUACAUUGUUCCAGCAUGACAAUGCAACUGUGUAUGAAGACAUGGUGUGGAGGUUAAGCUUGGAGUGGAAGAACUGGAGUGUCUUGCACUGAGCCCUAACUCUGACUCAACCCCACUGGACACCUUUGGGAUGAACUGAACCCCGUCACUCUUACAUCGUCAGCGUCUGAUCUCACUAAUGCUCUUGUAGCUGAAUGAUCACUAAUCCCCACGGACACACUCCAACAUCUAGUGGAAAGAAGAGAGGAGCUUAUUAUACCAGUGAAGAGGAACACAUCUGGAAUGAGAUGUUCAUCAUGGACAUGUGAGUGUGGUGGUCAGGGGUGCACAAAUGUUUGGCUCUAUAAGUGUCUAUAAGUCUUAGAUUCCUGAUGUGUUUAUUGAAACUCUGAUCAUUUCGAAGUAGUCUAUUCUAAAUGAAAAUGAUGGAAGUUACUGAAGGAACUUGAAUGAAAUGCCUUGAUGAUGUUUAACAUAGGCUUGUGAUUCCGUUCCAGUCCGUUUAAACAAGUACACAGAUUA
Messenger RNA from Hemibagrus wyckioides, 1940 nucleotides. It is a transcript of the gene maip1, whose product is annotated as matrix AAA peptidase interacting protein 1. Gene Ontology annotation, cellular component: mitochondrial inner membrane. The record is from RefSeq and is a predicted model, not a curated record. NCBI's taxonomy places the organism in Eukaryota, Metazoa, Chordata, Actinopteri, Siluriformes, Bagridae. The transcript has 5 exons. Bases 42 to 785 code for a protein of 247 amino acids. Gene Ontology annotation, molecular function: ribosome binding. Gene Ontology annotation, biological process: protein insertion into mitochondrial inner membrane from matrix; inner mitochondrial membrane organization.